AUGAGCUCCCCCGAAGUUCUCUUGGUCAUAACACCCUUUGCCCCCAAGCCAGAAUGGCUUGCCAAUCUCAAGGCGAAAUGCCCCAGUGUCGAAGUCAUAUCAUACCCUACAGAGCUAUACGCGCAAGAGGUGCCCAAGGAAGUGCCCGCCGACGUGUGGAAGCGAACUACAUCCCUCUUCGCAUGGAAGGCAUUCCCUCCCAGGGAGUGGGUGCCCAACCUGCAAUUUGUCCAGCUUCUCAGCGCUGGGUGUGCCCAGAUCUUUGGUCUGCCUCUUUUCGAGGAGACUGAGAUUGCCUUUUCCACAUCAAACGGCUCUCAUGCGCCUCAAGUGUCUGAAUGGGUGAUUGGUACAUGGCUAGCACACCAGCACUUUUUCCCUCACUACAUUGACCUUCAAAAGCAGAGCAAAUGGGUGGACCCUGACUCGGAUGAAGAUACCGAAGAUUCUGUGGGCUUGAGGGUUGGUAUCCUUGGCUACGGAAAUAUUGGCCGCCAAGUCGCCAAGAUCGCCACAACUCUCGGCAUGGACGUUCAUGCAUACACCCUGCACGAGCGAGCCACUGCCGAGUCACGGAAGGACGAUGGCUUCGUCGAGACUGGCCUUGGAGACCCUGAUGGUCUGCUCCCCAGCAAGUGGUUCUACGGCAAGGACCAGCUCAACGACUUCCUCGCCUCGGAUCUUGACCUUCUCGUCAUCCUGCUCCCUCUCACAGAGCAGACGCGAAACAUGAUAUCCAAGGAGCAGUUUGCGCUGCUGAGUAAGAAGAAGACAUACGUCUGCAACGCCGGACGAGGACCCAUUAUCAACACUGAGGAUCUAAUCACGGCGCUGGACACGGAGCAGAUCCGAGGUGCUGCUCUCGACGUGACAGAUCCUGAGCCGCUGCCCUCGGACUCCAAGCUUUGGGGUUACAAGAAUGUCAUUAUCACGCCGCACUGCGCUGGAAACUCGAACCAUGUUUAUGAGCGGGUGUUUAAGAUCUUGACGUAUAACUUGGAGAGGAGAAGCAAGGGGGAGCAGCCGAUUAACAAGGUUAGAAAGUCGCUUGGAUAUUAG
Fusarium keratoplasticum is the source of this 1059-nucleotide messenger RNA. RefSeq lists its product as uncharacterized. NCBI's taxonomy places the organism in Eukaryota, Fungi, Ascomycota, Sordariomycetes, Hypocreales, Nectriaceae. The record is from RefSeq and is a predicted model, not a curated record. Bases 1 to 1059 code for a protein of 352 amino acids. The transcript has 4 exons. Gene Ontology annotation, molecular function: NAD binding.